Messenger RNA from Hermetia illucens (black soldier fly), 575 nucleotides. RefSeq names its product endocuticle structural glycoprotein SgAbd-2-like. Bases 116 to 517 code for a protein of 133 amino acids. The record is from RefSeq and is a predicted model, not a curated record. Gene Ontology annotation, cellular component: chitin-based extracellular matrix. Lineage: Eukaryota; Metazoa; Arthropoda; Insecta; Diptera; Stratiomyidae. Gene Ontology annotation, molecular function: structural constituent of chitin-based larval cuticle. The transcript has 2 exons.
AAAUAUGUAAAUAGAUCUGAUUUAACUUAACUAUAAAAGACGGCAACAUCGAACCUAUCGUUGUCAGUCAAACAUCAUCAUUUCACUUUCAAAGACAUCUUUCGCCAAAACCAACAUGUUCAAAUUUGUCGUUUUUGCCGUAGCUGUUACGUUGGUCUUUGCUCAGCAACCACAGCAUUAUCUCAGUCCAGAAGGAGCUGCCGAAAUCAAAAGUUACGCAAGUGACAUCAGCCCAGACGGAUCAUACCAAUACGCCUAUGAAACCACCAACGGAAUAGCUGCCCAAGAACAAGGUGUUGGAGGCCGUCAAGCUCAAGGAGGCUUCUCUUACACUUCACCUGAAGGAAUUCCAAUUCAAAUUGCCUACACUGCUGACGAGAACGGAUUCCACCCAGAGGGUGCCCAUUUGCCAAUCCCUCCACCAAUUCCACAAGAAAUCUUGAAGUCUCUGGAGUGGAAUGCCGCCCAUCCAGAAGAAGAGGACCCACAAUACGAAAUCGCCUCACGACGUCUUUGAAUUGUUGAAUUUGAUAGAUUUGUAAAUAAAACUAUUUAUUAGUCACUUUUUAUAGAAA